AUGGCUACAGUUUUGGCAAAUAUUGUCAGCAUUGCUGCAACGAGUAUUGGCCCUCUUCUUUUAGCUAUUUUUAAUUCAUUGUUAAAAUUGCUUCGUUCUUCUGUUGAAUUCCAACAAUCAAAGCAAUGUGUUGAUUUGGAAAAGGAAAAUUUAUUUCAAAGCACAUUAAUCUAUGCUCUUGGUGAUUUUGCAAGUGCGUUACCUGAUUAUCAAAAAGUUGAAAUUAUGAUGUUUACUGCUGGAAGUAUUCCAAAUGAUGAAAGCACUGUGAAUCGUAAAAUGGAACAGUUAUGUGAACCAUUUCUGAAAAAGGAAGUGUUAAAAAUGUUUAGAGACAAAAAUCAACGGCAACUUUCUGAACAACAGAAUAGUUUCGAUGCUGUUUCUAUAGGAAGUAGUAGUGUAGAUUGGAGUCCAUCUGAUACAGAACCACAUAGCAGAAGGAAUACAGUUCUUAGUGGACAAAAAAACCUCAAUGUUGAGCAACUUCGAAUUCUUGCCAAUACUCCUCUGAAUGUUGCUGAAGAGGAAAGACGGGAUCAGGCAUGA
Messenger RNA from Meloidogyne enterolobii, 549 nucleotides. Lineage: Eukaryota; Metazoa; Nematoda; Chromadorea; Rhabditida; Meloidogynidae. The record is from the annotation of a GenBank genome assembly.